Python bivittatus (Burmese python) is the source of this 1955-nucleotide messenger RNA. The record is from RefSeq and is a predicted model, not a curated record. NCBI's taxonomy places the organism in Eukaryota, Metazoa, Chordata, Lepidosauria, Squamata, Pythonidae.
AUGUAUCUUUUAUUCACCACGGACAAUAGCCGUUCUAGUGUUGGUUUCUUAAUUCAUUAUGAGAGUGUUACACUGGAAUCAGAUUCCUGCCUUGACCCAGGAAUUCCUGUAAAUGGCCACCGGCAUGGUAAUAAUUUCAGUAUCCGAUCUACAGUAACAUUUAGCUGUGAUCCAGGUUAUACUCUGAGUGAUGAUGAACCACUUCUGUGUGAAAGAAACCAUCAGUGGAACCACGCACUGCCUAGCUGUGAUGCUCUAUGUGGUGGGUAUAUUUAUGGAAGAAGUGGAACUCUUCUGUCACCAGGCUUUCCUGAUUUUUAUCCCAAUUCUUUAAACUGCACAUGGACAAUUGAGGUUUCUCAUGGCAAAGGUGUUCAACUGAUCUUCCACACUUUUCACCUGGAGAGCUCCCAUGACUAUUUGCUCAUCACUGAAGAUGGGAGCUUUACAGAACCUGUGGCAAGAUUAACAGGCUCUGUUUUACCUCCUACCAUUAAAGCUGGACUCUUUGGAAACUUUACUGCACAACUUCGAUUCAUUUCUGAUUUUUCCAUAUCCUAUGAAGGUUUUAAUAUAACAUUUUCAGAAUAUGACCUGGAGCCUUGCGAUGAUCCUGGAGUUCCUGCCUUCAGUCGACGCAUAGGAUUUCAUUUUGGAGUUGGAGAUUCCUUGACAUUUUCUUGUUUCCCUGGAUAUCGUUUGGAAGGUGCGAUCAAGCUUACCUGUCUGGGUGGUGGCCGUCGUGUAUGGAGUGCACCUCUGCCAAGGUGUGUGGCUGAAUGUGGAGCAAGUGUAUCUGGGAAUGAAGGAACAUUGCUGUCACCAAAUUUUCCAUCUAACUAUGACAACAACCAUGAAUGCAUCUAUAAAAUUGAAACUGAACCUGGGAAAGGCAUCCACUUAAGAUCCAGAACCUUUAAGCUGCAUGAAGGUGAUACUGUUAAGGUAUAUGAUGGAAAAGACAGUUCAUCACGUCUGUUGGGAACUUUUACAAAAAUUGAAUUGAUAGAACUCAUUCUCAACAGCACAUCUAACCAUUUAUGGAUAGAAUUUAAUAGUAAUGGAUCAGAUACAGACCAAGGUUUUCACCUCACAUAUACAAGCUUUGAUUUAGUGAAAUGUGAAGAUCCUGGAACACCAAAUUAUGGCUACAGGAUCCGUGAUGAAGGGCAUUACACAGACACAGCAGUUUUAUACAGUUGUAAUCCUGGCUACACGAUGCAUGGUAGCAAUAUUAUUACCUGUUUAAGUGGAGAUCGAAGAGUUUGGGACAAACCCUUGCCUACUUGCAUAGCUGAAUGUGGUGGACGAAUUCAUGCUGCUACUUCUGGUCGUAUCCUUUCUCCAGGUUAUCCGGCUCCAUAUGAUAACAAUUUGCAUUGUACUUGGAUUAUAGAAGCAGACCCUGGGAGAACAAUUAGUCUCCAUUUUAUUGUCUUUGAUACUGAGGUGGGUCAUGACAUCCUCAAAGUAUGGGAUGGUCCCAUUGAAAGCAAUAUUUUGCUUAAAGAGUGGAGUGGUUCAGCUCUUCCUGAGGACAUUUACAGCACUUUCAAUUCACUGACCUUACAAUUUGACAGCGACUUCUUUAUCAGCAAAUCAGGCUUUUCUAUCCAGUUUUCAACAUCAAUCGCAUCUACUUGUAAUGAUCCUGGGACCCCACAGAAUGGAAGUAGAUAUGGAGACAGCAGAGAGCCUGGAGAUACAAUCACCUUCCAGUGUGACCCAGGGUAUCAACUCCAAGGACAGGAUAAAAUUACUUGUGUGCAACUGAAUAAUCGAUUCUUUUGGCAGCCUGAUGCACCGACAUGUAUAGCUGCAUGUGGUGGAAACCUUACAGGCCCAGCAGGUGUUAUUUUAUCACCAAACUACCCACAGCCAUAUCCUCCCGGAAAGGAAUGUGAUUGGAGAAUAAAAGUAAACCCUGAUUUUGUCAUUGCUUUGAUAUUCAGAAG